Messenger RNA from Talaromyces stipitatus ATCC 10500, 1267 nucleotides. RefSeq lists its product as uncharacterized. Gene Ontology annotation, cellular component: cytoplasm. NCBI's taxonomy places the organism in Eukaryota, Fungi, Ascomycota, Eurotiomycetes, Eurotiales, Trichocomaceae. Gene Ontology annotation, molecular function: protein serine/threonine kinase activity; ATP binding. The transcript is spliced from 4 exons. Bases 17 to 940 code for a protein of 307 amino acids. Gene Ontology annotation, biological process: protein phosphorylation. The record is from RefSeq and is a predicted model, not a curated record.
GGGGUCGUAAGCCAUCAUGUCUUCCAAGUCCGACAAACAUAAAACCGCGUUCGAUCUUGUAUCCAAGGUAGUUCAAAACCCUGCUAUACAAACCCCCCUUCAGAAUGUCCCGGAAAACGAAGCGAUCGAACCAUCAAACAAGCAGGAGCACUCUUCUAGCAGGGAGAAUCUCGACCAAGCUCCGAGUCACGGACAAAGGAGCCUUCUGAAACUUAAGAACGAGUCUCCAUGGAAUUCGUACAGGAAGGAAUUCGGCUGUGAGCUUGCCGGAGACGCCGUCGCGGUCGCCCAUAGCAAAAACCCUUCGAAGGUUCUGUUACUCAGGUCCUACCCUGACGCUAUUUCGUCCAAGAUGCUACAAUGGUUUUCCCAACAUCAACACCGUCAUAUCAUGUCUGCCAAGGAGGCCUAUUUCUUCAAGAGUUCAUUACACAUUAUAUGUGAAGACCUCCCCUUGACUUUGGAGAAUCUCACUAUCUGUCGUGCCUAUCCAACGGAAGCUCAACUCGCUGUGAUCAUGAGACAGAUUCUGGAAGGUCUAUCAUACCUGGGAAGCCAAGGUCUUGAGCAUCAGGCUUUGAAAUCAUUGAACAUCUUAAUGAAUCUGGAUGGCAUCGUCAAGAUAGGUUCGUUAGAAGACGUUCACGCCCGAGACCAGAACCGAGACCAACGCGCAACUCUGGAUGCUAUAAAGACAAUUGCUAUGGAGUUGAUGGAGAAGCAUACUAAAAAGAACGGUACUACUGGCGUGAAUGACCUGAAUCGUUGGCCAGUGGACUCAAACGCGGUGAAGUUUCUUGCGGCCAUUGACUCUGUCAGUACCGUCAAUGAGUUGAGAAAGCACCAGCUCAUAAGACAAUGCACCGCCACUGAGGGUGAGCUGGUUGGUUUAGCGCGAUUUGCCUUGGUGUCUACUAGGACUUUCUAUUCCUAUCCAUAGUGAGCUAACACUGGUUGCUCUGGUGUCGUCCCAAUCUUCUAGAAGAUUGAGAUUAGUAAGCUAGAGCUCAUCACGUGAUUGUCACUACCUGUUGAACGCCAAGCGCACUAAACCAAAUAUGGAGCAUACGGAUCAACAGAGAAUUACUUCAAGUUUUACACAGAAUCUUCUACAAAUCGUUGCCUCGUUGAGCAUUACAAAUCAACUACAAAUUAAGUUAUGCAUCAAGAACGUUCUGUCAAACCUCGUCACUUGUUGAAUGCUUGAAAAUUUGCAUAAAAAAUCCCCUAAAAACCCAUUACAAGGAUAUUUUAAGAACCGUGCCCG